AUGACGCCGGGUGACUGCUGCCACCGCCCCGGCUCCCUGUGCGACUGCCCGGGAAGCGCCGCGCUCUCCAAGUCGGUGGAGGACUCGGACAUCGGCCGCCCGCAGUACGUCACGCAGGUCACCGCCAAGGACGGGCGGCUCCUCUCGACGGUGAUCAAGGCGCUGGGCGCCCAGAG
Tauraco erythrolophus (red-crested turaco) is the source of this 176-nucleotide messenger RNA. Lineage: Eukaryota; Metazoa; Chordata; Aves; Musophagiformes; Musophagidae. The record is from RefSeq and is a predicted model, not a curated record.